Pyrus x bretschneideri (Chinese white pear) is the source of this 2076-nucleotide messenger RNA. Its product is annotated as pyridoxine/pyridoxamine 5'-phosphate oxidase 1, chloroplastic. Gene Ontology annotation, molecular function: pyridoxamine phosphate oxidase activity; FMN binding. Lineage: Eukaryota; Viridiplantae; Streptophyta; Magnoliopsida; Rosales; Rosaceae. Gene Ontology annotation, biological process: pyridoxine biosynthetic process. The record is from RefSeq and is a predicted model, not a curated record. The transcript is spliced from 14 exons. Bases 214 to 1842 code for a protein of 542 amino acids.
UUGUCGCUGAUCCAAGGGGCAAAAGCAAGGGUUUGUUUAAGAUAUUAGGUUAUUUCCGUUAACUAUGUGUCAUUUCAGAGAUGUUGUGCCCCUAAAACCCGACACUCGCACGCACACUCUCUCCUCUCACCAGCAAGAGCUUGAAGAAGAAGUGGUUGAAGUUCUGCCAAGAAAACAAGCUUUGCUCGCAGGCGCGGUCGCGGUUGCAGUCCAAUGUUGUCAUUGGCACGCAAAACCAGAAUAAUGACACGUGUCAUCUUCCUAACCCAAUUUGGGUUAGUUACCCAAUCACUCACUUCCAAUCCCAUUUCGAACGCUUCCACCUCUUUCUACAACCCUCUCUCCAAUGUCUCCGCCUUUCUUCAACCAGUGCUGAGCCCUGCAAUUCAUGCGUUUUGUUCGAACCCCAGCAGCGCAGCGGGAGUUGGGUCUGUAGGCGCAGUACCCAGCAUGCAGAAUCCGGAGGAUAUAUCCUACCUGACGCAGCGUGAAGCUGCUGAGAUCGAUGAGAUCCUCAUGGGUCCUCUCGGCUUCAGCGUCGACCAGUUAAUGGAAUUGGCUGGUUUGAGCGUGGCCACUUCCAUUGCAGAGGUCUAUAAACCAAGUGAGUAUAAUCGAGUCCUUGUGAUUUGUGGCCCUGGAAACAACGGUGGUGAUGGUCUCGUGGCUGCUCGUCACCUGUAUCACUUUGGUUAUAAGCUGUCUGUUUGUUAUCCAAAGCGUACUGCUAAGCCUCUUUAUGCUGGUCUUGUUACGCAACUGGAAUCACUGUCAGUCCCCUUCAUCUCAGUAGAAGAUCUGCCGUUGGACUUGUCAAAGGACUUUGACAUUAUUGUAGAUGCAAUGUUCGGUUUCUCAUUCCAUGGUUCCCCAAGGCCUCCCUUUGAUAACCUGAUCCAAAAGCUUGUUUGUGUAAAUAAAUAUGAUCAAACUCGCGAAAAGUCUUCUGUUAUUGUCUCCGUAGACAUUCCAUCUGGGUGGCAUGUUGAAGGAGGUGGUGGUGUCGAAGGCAUUAAGCCUGACAUGUUGGUUUCUCUGACUGCUCCAAAGUUGUGUGCAAAGAAAUUUUUUGGUCCACACCAUUUUCUGGGUGGUAGAUUUGUCCCACCAUCUAUUGCCGAUAAAUAUAAGCUUCGCCUUCCACCAUAUCCAGGCACUUCUAUGUGUGUCCGUAUUGGAAGGCCCCCACAAGUUGAUAUAUCAGCUCUAAGAGAGAACUAUAUUUCUCCUGAGUUUCUUGAGGAACAGGUGGAGGCUGACCCCUUUGAUCAGUUCCGCAAAUGGUUCGACGAUGUAGUGGCUGCUGGAUUGAGGGAACCAAAUGCUAUGGCAUUGUCAACGGCUACCAAGAAUGGAAAAAUCUCAUCACGAAUGGUAUUGCUCAAAGGAUUUGAUAAGAACGGUUUUGUCUGGUACACGAACUAUGAAAGUCGAAAGGCACAUGAAUUGUCUGAAAAUCCUCGUGCAUCUCUUCUUUUCUACUGGGAUGGCCUGAAUCGGCAGGUGAGAGUGGAAGGGUCUGUGCAGAAAGUUUCUGAUGAGGAAUCUGAUCAAUACUUCCAUAGCCGUCCUCGAGGCAGUCAGAUUGGAGCAAUAGUUAGCAAGCAGAGCACUGUUGUUCCCGGAAGGCAUGUUCUGUAUGACCAAUACAAAGAACUAGAAGAAAAAUUCUCUGAUGGAAGUUUAAUUCCAAAACCUAAAAACUGGGGAGGAUACAGACUUAAGCCAGAGCUGUUUGAGUUUUGGCAAGGCCAAAAAUCUCGUUUGCAUGACAGGCUGCGAUAUUCUCCUGAAGAGAUCAAUGGACAACAAGUGUGGAAAAUUGAGCGGUUGGCGCCAUGACAACUACUGUCAUCAUCUUCAUUGUGAAGUUCCAUCAUUCAGGGUAUUGUAUAUUACAUAAUUACUACCCCUGUUAGUUUAUUAUUGUUCUCCUUAUAUUAGAAACCAACAUGAACGCUUGAAUAUAUUAAACAUGAAACUUGGGUUGGAGAAUUGUUUGCCAACGGAGUAUAGCUUGUCAGUUGUCACUUGCAAUGCAAAAUCCAUAUGCAAUUGAAUAUUUUUGGAUUGUUA